UGGUAGACUAAUAAGAAUUUAGUCAUUCGUGAGUGCCGUUCGUGGUCUGUUCUUUUUCGAUAAAAUACGCGAGAAGUGCCGACAGAAUAAUUUUUAUCUAGUUAUUGUUUUUUUGGCAAAUAAAUAUCAGUAGUAGUUGCAUAUGACAAGAAAAAACAAAUUUAAUUGUGCAAAUAGUAACAACAUAUUGAAGGUGAUUGUCAAUUUGAUAAAAUAAAAGAUUUGUAAUAAAUAAACAUAUAUUUUUUUGCAGUGUCAAAAUUUCUUUGAGUAUACGUUCAAUCAUCACCCGUAAACCAGUAUAACAACAAUGUUAAAAUGUUGUGUAUGUACUAUUUAUUAAAUAAACAUAUUUAAUUAAAUUCUAAAAUUAUUAAAAUUGAAUAUAGUGCUUGUGAUUUGCCAUUUCAAACCAUCGAAAUUGAAUGUGUAUGUGAUUUCUAAAAAGUGUUAUAUGUAUUUAUCCUUGCUUGAAUCCUGAUACUUAUCUCCUUAAUUUAAUUCAAAACAAUAAUAAAAAAUUUAUAAGACAAAUUAAUAUAAAUAAAGUAUGCAAGAAUGCUUUCCACGGUAAAUGCUUAAACUUUUUUGUGUUUGAUGGAAGAGACCAUUUACCUAAUAAGAUAGAAACAAGAUUUAAAGAAAACUAAUUAAAAUUUAUUCUCUUUGUUAAACACGAUAAACGAUUCAUCAUGGCGGACUUAAUUCGUCCGCCGUUUAGUGAAAUUAAACGGCCGGAUGAAAUUGUGAGAAUGACUACUGCUGAUAAUUUAAAGUUUGCUGUACUAAUCGGUCUCAUCGAAGUUGGUCAAGUUACAAAUCGUGAAGUAGUCAACACAGUUUUACAUUUGCUCGUUGGUGGUGAAUUCGAUAUGGAAUUAAAUUUUGUGAUACAAGAUGCACAGAACAUUAAACACAUGUUAGAACUAUUGGAUCAUUGUCCAUCUAAUCUGCAGCACAUAAUACAUACAUGAAUAUUUAAAGUGGAAGUCAAACUCCCCCGUUGAAAAUUACUUCUUUGCGUAUUUUAAUCACGCACUUUCCUUGUUUAUGGAUGAUGUUGCUUUUGUACUCGUAAAACUGAAAAAUUACGAAAACGUGGAAUUAUAAGUAAAUGGAAUUAUUUGUAAAUGUAUUGAUUACCAGUAUGUUCUAAUUUAUCUGAACAUGUUGAAAAAUUCUGUAAUUUUAUUUUCAUA
Molecule: messenger RNA, 1199 nt
Organism: Lucilia cuprina (Australian sheep blowfly)
Lineage: Eukaryota; Metazoa; Arthropoda; Insecta; Diptera; Calliphoridae
Product: neurobeachin-like
Exons: 4
Coding region: 693-974 (93 amino acids)
Source: RefSeq, a predicted model, not a curated record